Molecule: messenger RNA, 5476 nt
Organism: Dipodomys ordii (Ord's kangaroo rat)
Lineage: Eukaryota; Metazoa; Chordata; Mammalia; Rodentia; Heteromyidae
Gene: Relch
Product: KIAA1468 ortholog
Exons: 28
Coding region: 220-3891 (1223 amino acids)
Biological process (GO): intracellular cholesterol transport
Cellular component (GO): trans-Golgi network; recycling endosome
Molecular function (GO): protein binding
Source: RefSeq, a predicted model, not a curated record
ACGCCUGCAGAGCCGGCUGCUGGUGCAGCGGCUGCUGAAGCGGUGGGUGUUGCCGCACCCGGACCUCCUACUUCCGAGCCAGGGCCUAGCCUCCAGGUGGGGAGGCGGGACGUGGUUGGGCCGUGGCGGUGUAGGUGCUGCGAGGCCACCGACGCUCAGACUCAGGCUGCGGCCUGUUGGCGCCUGCCAGGGAGGCGCCCACUCUCCGGUCAGGAUAAGAUGGCGGCGAUGGCGCCCGGAGGUGGCGGCGGCGGCGGCGGCGGCGGCGUGAAUCCGUUCCUCAGCGAUUCGGAUGAGGACGACGACGAGGUAGCGGCCACCGAGGAGCGGCGGGCAGGACUUCGGCUGGGUACCGGCGUGGGCCUGGACCCCGGCUCUGCGGGCUCGCUGUCGCCACAGGAUCCCCUGGCCUUGGGGAGCGGCGCGCGGCCGGGGGUCCCGGCGGAGGCGGCGGCGGCGGCGAUGGCCCUGGGGGGCGCCGGGGAGACCCCGGCUCGCUUGUCGAUCGAUGCCAUCGCCGCCCAGCUGUUGCGCGAUCAGUACCUGCUGACUGCCCUGGAGCUGCACACGGAACUGUUGGAGAGCGGCCGCGAGCUGCCUCGGCUGCGCGACUACUUCUCCAAUCCAGGCAACUUCGAGAGGCAGAGCGGUACCCCGCCGGGGAUCGGGGCUCCCGGGAUCCCCGGAGCGGCGGGCAUCGGAGGCGCUGCAGGUCGGGAGCCGAGCACGGCGUCGGGCGGGGGACAGCUCAAUCGAGCUGGAAGCAUAAGUACUCUUGAUUCUUUAGACUUUGCAAGAUAUUCAGAUGAUGGUAACAGAGAAACGGAUGAGAGAGUAGCAGUCCUGGAGUUUGAACUACGGAAAGCCAAGGAGACCAUUCAGGCCCUCCGAGCCAACCUGACAAAGGCUGCAGAACAUGAAGUUCCUUUACAGGAACGAAAAAAUUACAAAUCAAGUCCUGAAAUUCAGGAGCCAAUCAAACCUCUUGAAAAGAGAGCUCUAAACUUCUUAGUCAAUGAAUUUUUAUUGAAGAAUAACUACAAGCUUACAUCAAUAACAUUUUCAGAUGAAAACGAUGACCAGGAUUUUGAAUUAUGGGAUGAUGUAGGAUUAAAUAUUCCAAAACCUCCAGACUUAUUACAACUUUAUCGAGAUUUCGGGAAUCAUCAAGUGGCUGGGAAAGAUCUUGUUGAUGUGGCCAGUGGAGUAGAGGAAGAUGAGCUAGAGGCUCUUACACCAGUUCUAGGUAGCCUUCUUCCUCCAACCCUGAAUACCCCUCAGCCUGAUGAGAAUUCCUUGCUAGUACAGACACUAGAAGAUAAAAUUAGCUUAUUAAAUAGUGAGAAAUGGUCAUUGAUGGAGCAAAUCAGAAGACUUGAAAGUGAAAUGGACUUCCUCAGAAAUGAACGCUUUGCCAUACCAGCAGUUUGUGAUGCUGUUCAACCAUCCUUGGAUCAGCCUUGUUCCAAAGACUCUACAGACAGUGGACAGAGUACACUUGUAAAUAGUUCUGACCAGGGUAAAAAGCAGAAAGCCCAUCUGUCAGUAUCAGAUGAAGUUGAUUCCACUAUUCCUAAAGAAAAUUCCUCAGAUUCUUUUCCCAGGAGAGAAAGAGAAGGAAUUCCAUCUUCUUCUCCAUCAAGUAAAAAUGCCGUUCAUUUUGAUAAACCCAAUAGGAAAUUGUCUCCUGCUUUCCACCAGGCAUUACUGUCUUUUUGUCGAAUGUCAGCAGAUAGUCGUUUAGGAUCAGAGGUGUCUCGGAUUGCAGACAGUGAAAAAAGUGUUAUGUUAAUGCUGGGGCGCUGCCUGCCCCACAUUGUUCCUAAUGUGCUGUUGGCCAAGAGAGAGGAGUUGAUUCCCCUCAUAUUAUGUACAGCGUGCCUACAUCCUGAGCCUAAAGAGAGAGAUCAGCUGCUCCAUAUUCUUUUCAACUUGAUCAAGAGACCAGAUGAUGAGCAAAGGCAGAUGAUAUUGACAGGUUGUGUGGCAUUUGCACGUCAUGUUGGACCUACACGUGUGGAAGCUGAACUUUUACCACAGUGUUGGGAACAGAUUAAUCACAAAUACCCAGAAAGACGACUACUUGUAGCAGAAUCCUGUGGAGCACUGGCACCUUACCUUCCUAAAGAAAUUCGUAGCUCCUUGGUCCUUUCAAUGUUACAACAGAUGUUAAUGGAAGAUAAGGCUGAUUUAGUAAGAGAAGCUGUGAUCAAAAGCCUUGGUAUCAUUAUGGGAUACAUUGAUGAUCCUGACAAAUAUCAACAGGGUUUUGAAUUGUUGCUGUCAGCUUUGGGUGAUCCCUCAGAAAGAGUAGUUAGCGCAACACAUCAAGUAUUUUUGCCAGCUUAUGCUGCCUGGACUACAGAACUUGGGAAUUUACAGUCUCAUCUUAUACCUACACUACUGAACAAGAUUGAAAAGCUGCUCAGGGAAGGAGAACACGGGCUGGAUGAACAUAAGCUCCACAUGUAUCUUUCUGCCCUGCAGUCCUUGAUCCCAUCUCUCUUUGCAUUAGUGCUACAGAAUGCACCUUUCUCAAGCAAAGCCAAGCUUCAUGGUGAAGUGCCACAGAUAGAAGUGACUAGGUUCCCUCGGCCUAUGUCACCUCUGCAAGAUGUGUCUACCAUUAUUGGAAGCCGUGAGCAGUUGGCGGUGCUACUACAACUUUAUGAUUACCAGCUAGAACAUGAGGGCACAACAGGCUGGGAGAGCUUACUAUGGGUUGUCAAUCAAUUGUUGCCACAACUUAUAGAAAUAGUUGGCAAAAUUAAUGUUACUUCAACUGCUUGUGUCCAUGAAUUCUCCAGAUUUUUCUGGCGCCUUUGCCGGACAUUUGGCAAAAUUUUUACCAACACUAAGGUAAAACCUCAGUUCCAGGAGAUUUUAAGACUGUCUGAAGAAAACAUUGAUUCCUCAGCAGGAAAUGGGGUCCUCACUAAAUCUACAGUCCCCAUUUAUGCAACAGGAGUCCUUACGUGUUAUAUUCAGGAAGAAGACCGAAAACUGCUGGUUGGGUUUUUAGAAGAUGUAAUGACCCUACUCUCAUUGUCUCAUGCUCCUCUUGAUAGCCUAAAGGCUUCUUUUGUGGAACUGGGUGCAAAUCCGGCCUACCAUGAGUUACUGCUAACUGUUCUGUGGUAUGGUGUUGUCCAUACUUCAGCACUUGUGAGAUGCACUGCUGCUAGAAUGUUUGAGCUGUUGGUGAAGGGGGUGAAUGAAACUCUGGUAGCUCAGAGGGUUGUUCCUGCUCUCAUUACUCUCUCCAGUGACCCUGAAAUCUCUGUCAGGAUUGCUACAAUUCCUGCCUUUGGCACUAUUAUGGAAACAGUAAUCCAAAGAGAGUUGCUGGAAAGAGUAAAAAUGCAGCUGGCUUCUUUCCUGGAAGAUCCUCAGUAUCAAGAUCAGCACUCUCUGCACACAGAGAUCAUAAAAACGUUUGGUAGAGUUGGGCCUAAUGCAGAACCCAGGUUCCGAGAUGAGUUUGUUAUACCACAUUUGCAUAAGUUAGCCUUAGUGAACAACUUACAAAUUGUGGAUUCUAAAAGACUGGAUAUUGCUACCCAUCUAUUUGAAGCCUACAGUGCACUUUCCUGUUGUUGUAUCCUUGCUUUGUUACAGUGUGUCUGCCUUUACAAUGAACUUACACUUGUGAAAUGUAUAAAAUUUGCAUGUUUAGUGUCCUUUGGCUCUGUUUACUUCAUGUACACCAGAGAAAUGAAAAAAUGGUUUUGGCUUUUGGUUGCUUUUCAUGACUUAUAUUUCUUUCCCAGCUCGAUGUCGAUUGCUGCCAGCUUAGUAAGCGAAGACACGAAGACCAAAUUUUUGAACAAAAUGGGCCAGUUGACAACAUCAGGUGCCAUGUUGGCCAACGUGUUUCAGAGAAAGAAGUAGAAGAAGAAAAGAAGCCCCUGAUAAACACUAAGAUGGACCUCGAGCAGACCAGUUCCUUGUACUUGAAGUACUUGCCUUUUUUAUUUCUCAGUUUUAUGUUACUGCAUUAUAAUUUUAUCCUAACCUCCAAAGAUAUUUGCACUGCUUUUGAUUAUUGCUGUAUUAUCUGUUGAUUUGGGGAUUACAACUAUGGUAUUAGAAGAUUGAUUUGAUGGUCUGUACCAAGUCCCUCUUCUAUGUUCUUAUAUUUGAAAAUUGUUUUAUGUAUAUAUAUGUAUAUGUACAUAUAUAUACAUAGUAGAAGGUUUUUGUUUUUGUUUUUUGUCUUUUAUUUUUGGAUGGGAUAUUAGCAAAUAUCUAUUAUACUCUAAGCUGUUACAAUGGUACUUAAAAUAAUGUAAAUUGAAGUCAUUGUUAUAAAGUAAUAAAAGUGGAGAUUACGUAAGUAUUUAAAUUAUGGAAGAAUAAUGUCGACUUUUUAUUGUUUCUUAACUGACUAGAAAGAGCCACCAGCAUUACUCUGUGCCUUUUGGACUUGAGCGUGUGAGUUCUGUAGGGAUUGCGUGCAUUCCAUUCACACAGUAUUUCCUUAGGCUGCUGUGAUGAACUUGAAUUCCAGAUCCUACAGUAAUUAGAUAAUGAAACGUCCAACAUUUCCGAGCUCUCAUGAAUAUUCUUUAAGUGCUAUUUAAACCUCCCCAACACUUACAUGCGUAUAAUGGACUUAGCUGAAGAAAGACUGCACUGAAGCACUGGGGAGUAGUUAUCCAAGGUGAAUUCUAGUAGAUUCAAUUGCUCAAAAAUAAAUGUAACUAAGAAGAGCUAAUAAUUGUGUUUCCACCCAAAAUUGAAAUGCAGAAGAAAAUGUGGUUUAAAUCUAAAAUUUAACACUUAUGCAAAACAUUUUACUUAAGAGGUUUUCUGGUGAUUUUAAUUUUACUUUUCCAUCCUGUGUGUUACAGAGAAGUACUGCGAAGUUAAGGACAUUUUGGGACUGCUUUUUUUCCCUCUGAACUGAAAGCGACAUUAACUAAAUUAUUAUUGGUUAGUUGCUACCUUAUCCCUUAAAGUCAGUGACGAUUCUUGUGUUUGGUAUAUUUCCGUAGCCAAAAGUUAAUGUACAGUUCCACUGGGAUUUGAUGGCUUUCAUACAGUAAUACAACUUAAAGUAGAAAGGAGUGCUGGACAUUGGGGUGCUUGGUUUGAGGGAUUAUUGUGAGGCCUUUUUGAAAAAUGAAUAUUUUGAUAAAGAGAAUUCUCAUUUGAGCACAGUUGAUACAUACAGGGAUUCUCCUAUUUGUUGUAUAAAGCGGUUUAGUACACUUGGAAUAUAGUUGGAUUACAUUCACUUCCUGGGAAAGCUAGGUUACCACACAUUCAAGCUUAGAAAAUGAUUUGCCAUAGGCAAAGCCAUUUUAAAAGUUUAUUCUGAAACUUAUUUCUUUUACCUACCAUGAAAUGAUUGUUGACUAACUGGUCUUUCUGAAAACUGUUGGAUUCUAGGCAUUCCUGAGAAGUUGAAAGUGGCUACCUUUCAUGUCAAAAAUGUUGAUCUAUUAUAAAUAAAAUGUUUUUGCAUACUUGU